This is a messenger RNA of Trichobilharzia regenti, 1929 nucleotides long. NCBI's taxonomy places the organism in Eukaryota, Metazoa, Platyhelminthes, Trematoda, Strigeidida, Schistosomatidae. The record is from the annotation of a GenBank genome assembly.
AUGAGUGGUGACCAUGUCAAGGCGGAUUUGUCUUUCGGGGUGGUUAAGGAAAUUCUGGAGGACCCAUCUGGGUUUUCACUAGCGAAACUGAAAUCAACUGCAGAGGCUACCGACUUGAAGGAUAAGAAAAGCUUAAUAGAUGUUGCUUUAAGAGGACGGAUGCUGCGUCUUCUUGCAUCGGACUUCAUGGACGAUGUAAAAACCUUACUAAAAAUGGGAGUCGCUGCAGCACUUGCGAACUUAUGCUCUGCCCAUACUCCUUUUUUGUUGUUUUCGGAUGUCUUCAACACAAAACCAAUAUCUGUUUGCGAAGAAAUGUUUGGAUUUAUGGAAGAGACUAUAAUCACAUUGAAGGAUGUACCGUUAUUCGGUUCUGGUAGGAAUACACUACUCAGGAUGUGCAAUGAUUUGCUAAGGCGCUUAUCGAAGUCCCAAAAUACCGUGUUUUGCGGCCAAAUUCAGCUUUUCCUAACACGUUUAUUUCCGUUAGAUGAAAAGUCAGGACUCAAUUUCAUGAGCAAUUUUAAUUCAGAGAAAAACAUCCUGUAUAAUAAAAAUCCAGAUCCCAGUGUCUUCAGGCACCACCUGCCUCAUGAUCAUUCGUGUGAUGAUAUCGAAGAAGGUGAGAUGACCGACUCGGUUACUCCCCUGGAGGUAGAUGCUGGCCUUUAUGUCAAGUUUUGGUCACUUCAAGAAUUCUUCAAAUCACCAGUUUUAUGCUAUGAAAAUUCCAAAUGGCUAAAGUUUACAAGCAGUACGGAUACAGUACUAGAUAUAUUUUCGAGCAUUAAACUGAUGACUGCGGAAGAAAACGAUGCGUGUUCUCAGAGUAGCAGCAGAAAAUUUUCUAAGUACCUCACAAGUGAAAAGUUAUUGGAUUUGCAACUAAUGGAUCCAAGUUUCCGACGGUACAUACUAGUUCAGCUGUUAAUCUUGUUUCAGUACUUGACAACUACUGUUAAAUUUAAAACAAUGGACCAAGUGCUUAGUGAAGAUCAGCAGUCUUGGGUUAACCAAAGACGUGAAGCAGUAAUACGCCUUUUAUCGUCAAACAGUUCAAGUACUUCUCCGAGUGGUACUUUUGUAUCUACAGUUGAACACAUUUUGGAGCGUGAAGGUUAUUGGAAUAGAUGGAAAAAUGAUGGGUGUCCUUCCUUUAUACGGACUGCUGAAAAGUCUCGACUGUCUACCAGAAAAAGGCAUAUCAAUCCCUUGAUUACCCGUACUGGCCAGAAAGUAUAUCGUUUUGGUAAUCGAGAAUUAGAUAAACUGUGGAAUGUGUGUCCAGAUAAUCUAGCUGCAUGUCGUGACCAACGUCGUCUCUUCAACGCAGAUCUUCAUACUUACUUUCAAGAUGCUAUCAUCGAAAUGGAUCCAGCAGAAAAAGUUGAAGAGGAAUACAAAUCAAUAAAUAAAGAGGAAUGGAGUUGGCGUGCUCUUCGUUUCCUUGCCAGGAAAUGUCCACACUUUUACAUAAAUUGGAACCCACCCGGACGACCAGUAAAAGAUUAUCUGUCAGUUAUUCUGACUGAAAAAAUUCAGUCUGAGGAAGAUAAAAGCUGUACUCCUGUAACUUCAAAUUGUGAUCAUCAUCAUGGGACUGAUGGUACCUCACUGGAUAGCAUACCUAACAAGCAACCGCGAUUGGAUAAUUCAUCUGAUUCAACAGCAUUGGAUUCUCUAGUUAAGUCUUCUGCCCCACCACGUACUCGAUCAGCUAAAAAUGAAUGUCAAACACAAGGGCAAACAAGUAAAACUCAAACAAAUAACAAACCGUCACCGGCGCCUAGCAGUCCAAUGAGAACUCGAUAUCGUGAUACAAUGACUGUAGAUAAUGAAAUCGAGUCGAAUUCAGGGAGUGAAAAUGGUACUGGUGAUGUGUUGCAAGAAGCCGAGAAUGAUAUUGAAUCAGAGCCAGUAACUGCUUAG